This is a messenger RNA of Serpula lacrymans var. lacrymans S7.9, 2481 nucleotides long. RefSeq lists its product as uncharacterized. The coding region runs from base 1 to 2481 and encodes 826 amino acids. The record is from RefSeq and is a predicted model, not a curated record. The transcript is spliced from 8 exons. NCBI's taxonomy places the organism in Eukaryota, Fungi, Basidiomycota, Agaricomycetes, Boletales, Serpulaceae.
AUGUCUGUUCUCGACAACUCUGUCUUACCACCUGACACUUCAGGUUCCCAUGGCCAGGCUCCUUCCGAGUCUGACUUUGUCUUGCCGUUCGCGAACACUUCCUCAGCUCAGGUCGCGAGCGUCAACGCAGGACAGGCUGAUGCGCUCCCUCCUUUGCCUGUUCCCGACAACUCUGCCUUACCACCUAGCACUCCAGGUUCCUGUGGCCAGGCUCCUUCUGAGUCUGACUUCGUCUUGCCGUCCGCGAACACUUCCUCAGCUCAGGUCGCAAAUGUCAACGCAGGACAGGCUGGUCACACCUCAAAGGGAAGCCACACCGUCGCCACUGGUACCAUUGUUAACACCAACUCCCGUGCCACAAGCUCAAACUGCCACUACUUCAUCAUCGCAAACGGUGAUACAGCUUACCAGACCUAUCUCUCAACUCUCACAAACCCCUACCUCAAGAAUCAAGGUUUUGCCCACUCGUCACGCGCAUCCUCCACACAGGCAGUCGUGAAUAAUCGACCCAGUGUCAGAACAGAUCUGAACCAACAUUAUUCCUGUUCGCAAACCCCAACGCAAACCCCUCCCAGCGCUUUUACCAGGGACAAUGCAACACUCACGCAGCCCUUUUCCAGGGACAAGUGUAGACCCAAACCAGCAUGUUUCCUACUUGCAAACACCAACGCAGCCCCCUCCCAGCGCUUUGCCAGGGACAAUGCAACACUCACGCAGCCCUUUUCCAGGGACAAGUGUAGACCCGAACCAGCAUAUUUCCUACUCGCAAACACCAAUGCAGCCCCCUCCCAGCGUUUUGCCAGGGACAAGUACAAACCAAAACCAACAUUAUUCCUACUCGCAAACCCCAACACAAACCCCUCCCAGCGCUUUACCAGGGACAAUGCAACACACAUGCAGCGCCCCCCCAGGGACAAGUAUAGACCCGAACCAGCAUGUUUCUUACUCACAAACACCAAUGCAGCUUCCUCCCAGUGCUUUUCUAGGGACAAGCACAAACCAAAAACCAACAUUAUCCCUACUCGCAAACCCCAACGCAACCCCCUCCCAGCGCUUUACCAGGGACAAACAUGUACCAAAACCAAUCUUUUCCCUACUCAAUGGGCCCCUUGCGGCACUUUUUCAAGCACAACCAUAAGACAAGGUCAAGCUGAUCUCUACUCGAGCACCAAUCACAGUGCUACGCAAUCACAAACACCACCUCAUGGUUCUCUUCCUGGCAUGAGCUAUGCUCAAAGCCAUCUACUAGCUACUUCUAUGUCAUCCGUAGAACAUGCUCAACAUGCUCGAACACAAAGCGGACGUGGGGAUGAACCCGCCCAUCAGAGUAGUUUCGCCACCAUAAGGGCAAUUGAACAGCAAGCUGAUACGAACAUGGAGGUGGAUGUACCGUUUUCGGGAAAGCAAAACCAACCAAACUCGGGCUACAUGGCCAUGGUUCUUGAUGGACUCAACCACGUCUCCAAUCAGUUCGAGAAGACCAUGAACGUCAUGGACACAGUAGCCAAGGGUAUGGCACGACUAGAAGAAGAUAUGAAGUCUCGCCCAGUGUCCCCAACAAAGGUGGUAAUCAAAAAACCUCUCAGUCGAACUAGGCGUAAUCGACGCAAGGUUGUCGAAUCCGAUGAGGAAGAAAAUGAUGAUGGAGGUGAGAUGGCGGAGACCCGUCCCCGAGAUAAACACUUGGAGGAUGAUGAUUACACAGAAAACCCUGCAUGGCCCAUUCUAGGGAGAUGUGUCUGCGACAACUUUAAACGGCUUCUCAAAAUCAAGUCACUCAAAUGCGAACAGCUUGCAAAGUUACCCCCUCCUCUGACAGAUAUUGAGAUAGCCAAAUUCGAAAACAGGGAUGAAGGUGCUAUAGAAAACACGCCUCGAUCAUUUCGCAUUGACUUCAGUCGUAGCUGGAGGACAUUUGCCUUCAAUCAAGCAGUGGAACAAUGCUUUGUCAAGCACUUUAUGCAAUGUGUCCAGAAUGGAAUUUUUAUACGAUCUGGUCUUCCUCAAGAAUUCGUGACUAAAGAAAGAGUUAUACAUUCCCUUGGAAGACACGUAGAUUAUGUUCGACGAGAGUACCGGCAAAUCAAUGCUUCGAAAUCCAAGCAGAAGCGCAUUGAAAUGCUUCAGCAUAAGGCUCAGAAUGCGCACAAAUCUACGCUUCUAGAUAGUCGAUUUAAAGCUUGCGGGUCGAGAGCAUCACUUCAGCGCCACGAAAACAACCUUUUGGUGUUACUUGAUGCGACGGCAAUGAGUGGAGACGAGACGGACAAUGAGGUGCAAGGGGCGCCCAAAACAUACCUCAUCAGUAGGCCGCACUGGCAAAGUCCAGAAAUGAAGGACUUUAUGCGGAAGCUCGACCAUAUUUACAGGGAGAACUGGAGGAACCCUCAUGGCCGUCGUGCUACAGCAGGAAAUGCCCCUCGCAUUCGGAUAGCAUCUAAUCGUUGCAAGCCAGGGCACGCUCCACGCGGCUUAUGGUGA